AUGGUUAGUACAAUUUUUCCUCAGACGCCGGACGACCUGGUACAGCCGGAAGAGCCUGUGUUCAAGUAUGAAUUUGCCAAUCUCCCUGAUCCACCCAUCGACUGGGUUUUUCUCAAUGUCAGGUUCGGGACUAUUGCGAAUGGAACAUUCCGCACUCUCAAGUUGGCGCAGACGAAGGUCUUGAUGAAACAUUAUUUCUGGGGAAUUCGGUGGGGGGAUCCCAAACCGACCAGUAAAACAAGCAGAAAGGCGCACAAUCUCAAAACUAUGCUAACCACCCUGUGGAAACUCUUCUAUCAUAUGCAAGAGAUACAUCGCCCAAAGUCCUUCGACGAUGUACUCAAUAUUUAUCGAGAUAGUGGGCCUCGAUUGCUGAGAUACGACCUCACUCCACGCCCAGAGCCUAUCAGUCGAUGGUUCAUAGAAACACCACAUAGUCAAACAGUCCUUUUGCCAGCCUAUUCUCGCCCUGAUAAUGCACCCUUAGAUUUGACCGACAUAGUUCUCCAGCAAUAUCUGUAUUCGCCAGACAGUUUCAAUCCGCCAGCCUCGCCCAAUCAGCAAAUCCAACCCGAGCUGCCAAUGCAGCAGCCUCCUACCAACACGCAACUGAUUUCGAGUUUCAACUUUUCACCACCAGCUCCUCCCCAGCAACAGGACCAGAGCCUCGAAACCAUUGCUUCGGAUUUAUUGAGAGGCGAGCAAGCGACAGAUCCUACACAAAAACGACCUGCUACAGGGCUGGAAACUUCCCCCAGCAAGCGAAGGCGAGAUGUUUCUCCCGGUGCUCCUGCUUAUAGGGCCCCUGGUCCUGGUGAUCAACCUGUACAAGCUCUUCCUGAACCUGUCUUCCCUACUCGAAAUGUCUUAGAAUGGGGCUGGAUGCCUGGGUUGCAUCCCGAACAUGUUGCCCCUCCCAUCGGCGAGCAACAACUUGGCCCCAUCGUACCGGCCGGUGAACCUGUUUAUGAAAAGCGAAUCGUCUCCGAGGCAAUUGAAAAGGCCUUGAUGCAUAUCGUAUAUGCUGAUCUGGACCGUGACCCCAGUAUACCUAUUCGCAAAGAACCUGUCAAGUAUCGGACAGCACACUCUUAUGAUGACUUGCUUGAUAUGAAAAUCGGAGCUUUCAGCACCACUGCGAGCGUGAGGCUGUCACCGAUCACGUUUGAGUGGGAUCCCAAUGGGGCCGUUUUUCCACUUCGUGGUCGUGGUCCUGUCUGGAGUGGCAACUCUUGCGCCACCGACUGUGCGAUUGUAGCAGGGAUGCUGUUGGAUGUCGGGUGCACUAAAAUUGAUCGUGCCAACAAUCGAAUAUCCGAGUUCACGCAAAAUGAAUGUGCAUACAUUGAGUCCACAAAUGCGGCCUGGGAUACUUUCGAUAAGUCCACAUCCACGCGUGUACGUGACCAGUUUCUUCAAUUUUUCUUAAAUGGGCAACAUCAUUUGAAAAUGGGAGAGCCUAUUCCACCUUGGGCAGUAUGGUCCCAGGUCACGAAAAACUUCGCUCAGUUCCGUUACCAUCACAUUGAGCGUGUGACGCCUUGCAAAUGCCAAGGGGCUCAACCGUUUAUCAACUCCCACCAGGGCUCUUGUAUCUUGCCGGGAUAUCGAAAAGGCGAUGAUAAAGGAGUGAGUACUGGUACUUUGAUUGAGAGAUGUUUCUAUGCGCAGAAGUCAUUCCCCUGCACGAAUUGUGGAGAUGCGAUUGGUGUCACUGGAGAAAGAAAGAUCGGCCAACUCCCACUGCGUCUGGUGAUGACUUUCGAUAACAAGACGAGAUUGAAGAAUCACACUCAGAACAUCAAAUUCAGAUAUGUCGAUUAUGAUAACAACAAGCAAGUGGCGCAUUAUCGCUGGCUUGGUGGCAUCUAUAACAAUGAACUGCAUGCUCGUCUCUAUUGGACCGACUCCAAAAGAGGUGAGACAGAUGGAAGCAAUAUCAUGAUGUACGAUAGUGAGCUGAACGGGGGAGUUAUUGUCGGCGGAGUCCCUCCUUUCAAGUCAGAUGAUCGAGUGCCCUUGGAAUGGGUAAAUCACAAGUCUAUUCCGCUUCUCUUUUACGAACGAAUCAUGGAUCCCUCCAGGGAGCUUUUGGCCACAGCCCACAACGCCGUGUAUGACAUGGGAAACAUUCUUGGAAGAAACCAGAACGUCCUCGAAGCGCAUGUCCCUUGGAGUUCAGCGACGGUUCAGCCACAGGAGGAGCUAUGGGGCCGCUAUUUGCCUGUUGAUGGUCAGCAGUUCAACGACUACAACCCAACCUGGGCGGGAAACUCCGAAAAUCUAUUCCAGCCCUUCCAGCCACAACGUGACUCAGCAGGUAAUACGAUGAUUGAUCCGGCUGCCCUCGAUCCAUCGGUCAUCGAUCCAGCACUCCUGAACCCUGCUCUUUACUCCACCACCACACCUCCAACUUUCGAUAUUUCUUUUCUUAAUGAACCUAUAACCCAACAAGAGUACGCGGAGACCGUGGCUGCGGCCGCGACAGAGAAUUCUCAGCCUGAUCCCGAAGAUAGGUUCAAGAAUCACAUGUUCGGCUCUAUGCUUGAAACCCCGGACUGGCUCUCUGAGAAUCCCGUGCUCUGGCCUUCUGGUACACCAGGCCAGGAAGGAGCUCUGGAAUUCCCCGAUCUUCCUACGCGGCAAUCACCAAGACAAAGACCGCGUCGCAGCAGAUCGGCGCAAUCUGAUAUCACUAUGCCGGAUGCAGAUGAGUUUGCCCCUGGUAGUCGGCUAUACAGGUAUACUACUAUGUUCAAGACGGCUCUAAUGCUCAGUAAAACCAUGGAUCCGCGGCUGAAAGCGGCAUACAAAGCUAAGGAGAAUUUCAAGUAUGAAACGGAGCUCAAUGAGUACAUGUACAAAGCUGCAACCGCUUUUUACCAACAGAAGGAAAAUGAGCGGAGACAGGAGAGGCUGGAUUUGGAGGAGAGGCAGAGAAAAGCCCAUAAGGAAUACGAACUUGCGAAAGAGAGACAAGUGAGAAAGCAGCAAAAUUACGAUCUGGCACGGAAAACGAGGCCAGAGGCGGCAGAAGAAAGACGGCAGAGGAACCAGCGCGAGCAAGAGGCCAAGGAAUACGCAAGGCUAAAAGAGCAGGAGACGCCAGAGGAGCGACAAGUGAGAAAAAGGCGAAAGCAAGAUGACUACAAGAAACAGCAACAGGCGCUUGAGAAGACAAAGCCAACUACUAUCCAGAUUCCUCGAACUCCAGGACUAGUGCCAUCAACUGCAAAACCGAUGAGCCUAGUGACUCCAGAGCCAUGUUCAGGGGCUGCAACUCCAAAGCGUUUGAGUGAGACAUCGAAAUAUGUAACGGUGCAUACGACAGGAGCGAGCGCGUUUUCUGACGCCGCUGAGAUAAGGAGACAGCAAAACAUUGAGAAGAGAGAGGUGAAGAAGAGAACAGAUGCCUCGAAGAUGAGAAACCAACAUGCGCAAGAUAAAGAGGAGGACAGGAGGAGAAGCAGAAAGAAGGAUGAUGAUCCUACAUGGAAACCUGACGAUGAGGAGGAUUCGGAUCCCGAUUAUUGA
Penicillium soppii is the source of this 3534-nucleotide messenger RNA. RefSeq lists its product as uncharacterized. The record is from RefSeq and is a predicted model, not a curated record. NCBI's taxonomy places the organism in Eukaryota, Fungi, Ascomycota, Eurotiomycetes, Eurotiales, Aspergillaceae. The coding region runs from base 1 to 3534 and encodes 1177 amino acids. The transcript has a single exon.